Molecule: messenger RNA, 591 nt
Organism: Lotus japonicus
Lineage: Eukaryota; Viridiplantae; Streptophyta; Magnoliopsida; Fabales; Fabaceae
Exons: 2
Coding region: 1-591 (196 amino acids)
Source: RefSeq, a predicted model, not a curated record
AUGCGACUAAUCGCAGCUGAGACGACUGAUAAAGCAAAAGAAAUCAAAGAGUUUGCAUAUUGGAUCUUUAAAUUUGGAAAUGACGAUCAUCCUGAUUCUGGAGCCGGAAAGUAUGAUGUUCAAAUUUCACCAGAUCUGCUCAUCCCAAUUAGUCCUAACCCAUUAAUGGAAUUGAUUAAAUAUACAUAUCCUGACCUUCCGCACAAAAUGAAAGACAUGCAAUUCUUCCAAGAUAGAGCAAUAUUGGCCCCUACAUUGGAGGUUGUUGAAAUGGUAAACACUUACAUGGUUGGCAUGAUAGCUGCACCAGAACAUGAAUAUCUGAGCUUUGACUCUACCUUGAAAUCUGAUGAGGAUUCUGAAAUCCAAGGAAUGCCUAACCAUAAACUAUUAUUGAGAGUUGGUACUUCAAUCAUGCUUUUGAGAAAUAUAGACCAAGCACCAGGUUUAUGCAAGGGGUCUAGGUUAAUUGUGGAUGAACCUAGUGAACGUUUUAUUUGUGCAACUGCUAUCACGGGAACAAAUGCUAAUGACAAAGUGCACAUUUCAAGAAUGAACUUGGUUCAUUCUUGUGGACUGGGCGGGACAUAA